AUGUUAAAUACAAUGAGACUCAAUUCCACUACUAGUAACAGCAACACUUCCCAACCAUGGAAGUUGGAAUACGAUUCUAUCUUACAACAAUACUACUACAUUAAUCUACUUGAUAAUUCAAUUUCAUUCGAUUCUCCUUGUGAAGUAAUGAACCACAAGAAAUCUUCUUCUACAAACAAAAAAUUAUUUGCAUCCUUCAAGAAACAAAGAGAAUAUAACCAACAUCACAAGAAUUGUCCACUUUCACGUAGUUCAAGUAACAACACCACAACUACUGCUACCAAUAGUAAUAGUACUACUAAAUCAAAAUCAAUUUAUCGCCGAUUAAGUGAUGCUUUGUCUUUGAAAUCCACAAAAUCUAAUGAAUCUACUCCAAAUAAUUCUCCAAGAAAUAGUAUCGUUUCAAACGUCAGCAAUGCAUCCAGUGAAUCUUCCACUACAAUGGUUGAUAGUACAACGUUAAUGGAUGUUGGUAAUUUAGAUGAUGAAUAUUUAUUAAACAACAACAGAUUAAAUAAUUUUAAGAAUUUCACUGGGACUUCUCAAGGUAAUUUACGUUUUGGUUACAUUAGUGAUAAUUAUCAUGAAGAUGCUAUUUCUAUUUCAAGUGAUGAAUCUUCAGUACUAAACGAUCCAUUGACUAGUGAUGAAGAUGAAGACGAAGUUAGAGUUUUCAAUCAAAAUUAUAUCUACAACCCAAAUUAUGAUGGCGCUUUUUUCGAUUAUGAAGAUGAUGAUUGUAAAGACAAUGAAAUGAUUGACAUUGAAAAAGAAAACGAAAGAAGAGAAUUAAGAUUACAAAUUUUAAAAGAACUAUAUUAA
This is a messenger RNA of Candida tropicalis MYA-3404, 822 nucleotides long. RefSeq lists its product as uncharacterized. The transcript has a single exon. Bases 1 to 822 code for a protein of 273 amino acids. NCBI's taxonomy places the organism in Eukaryota, Fungi, Ascomycota, Pichiomycetes, Serinales, Debaryomycetaceae. The record is from RefSeq and is a predicted model, not a curated record.